Messenger RNA from Oppiella nova, 573 nucleotides. NCBI's taxonomy places the organism in Eukaryota, Metazoa, Arthropoda, Arachnida, Sarcoptiformes, Oppiidae. The record is from the annotation of a GenBank genome assembly.
AUGUAUUCAUUUGGUAUGACUUCGACGGCUAAUAUCGAAAACACGAAUUCAGCUAAUUUUCAGUCCAACGAAAAUGUGGUUUCGUUUUCGAGAAAAAGUGUCGACAACUGCAGCGAAGUGUGCAAUGAGUUGAAUGGUGUGCCCACAACUCCCGUCCCAUAUAUCGGGUCAUCGCCUACUGGUUUGCAAACAAUCAUCAGCUCAUCGGCAAUGAUGUCCAACAGCGAGACACCCAUACGUCAGACAAACUUACGUCGGACUCAAGCUUACCGGACGCGCAACGGAGCGAUUGGCGGUGCCCUCAGUACUGACAACUCUGGGAACGGCAACACAUCGACGCCGACCACACAUCUGACACGAGAAGAAAGGCGUCGGCGGCGAAGAGCCACUCAGAAGUAUAGGUUAGCCCACGCGACCAGAGAGAGGAUCCGCGUCGAGGCUUUCAACGUCGCCUUCUCUGAGUUGAGACACCUUUUGCCGACAUUACCGCCGGACAAGAAGUUAUCCAAAAUAGAGAUCCUUCGUCUCGCCAUUUGUUACAUCGCUUAUCUCAACCACGUAUUGGACGCGUAG